CUUCCAAUCGCGCUGCUGUUAACCGCGGGCAUAGUGUCGAGUACGAUUUAGUCUUACUGUUGGUUGGCAGUUUGAAUUGAACUUUUGUAACGAUUUUGUUGUGCGAGUCCGGUAGGAUCCUUCUGGGAGAUAGAGUGUCCAUCGACUAUUCAAAGUAAUGCCUGGUUCCCUUUGGAUCCUUUGUAUUGCUCUUGCCAAACGCUAAGCAUUGUCGAAGUGGUAUGCAUUGUUCGUUGGUUUUGUUUGAUUUUGCGAUGACCCUUUCAGGAGCAGAGACAAACACGUCUCUCUGUCCAUUUUCGCGUAACUCCAAAUAAUCCUUUAGUGUCGGUUACUUUCCAUUCACUUUUUUUCGUCGUUGCAUAACGGAAUAGCAGCAGUGGUGAUGAUUUGUGACGGUUUAGUCCAUUAGAUUGGCUGCAAGCAGCUUCACAAUUGCCCCGUUGGCGGGAGUUUAUAAUUGAAAAUAAGUCAGGAUUCGGAAAAAGGCAAAAAAUCACACAAACGAAAACGUCCGGAAAGCAAACAACACCAAAAAAAGGAGCGUUUCGUCAUACACAGAAGUAUCCCUGUGGCUUUUUUUCGAAUGUGACAUCGGCUGUCGUUUUUGCUUGGCCUCUAUUUCGGCAGCGGAUUUGUGUGCGAUUUAAGUGAGGAAAUCAAAGAGGAAAUUGAAUUUUCGUUUUUUUGCUUCUCGCUGUCGGUUGACGGUUUGAAAUUCUGGAUCCUGAUCCUUGUCCGGUUUGUGUUUUUGUGCGGAUGGUGUUAGAUGUGUCUGUGAAAUGUGCAGUCGUGAGUUAACUCUUUGGAUUGGUGACGAUAUUCGAUUUCGAUAGUGAAAAGCUGCAUGUCAUCGUUGUAGUCACGUGAAAGUCACGAGAGCGUGCAACGUGUAAACACUUUGCGUACAACAAAAUGUUGCGAACAUUUACCCUGGUUAAGUUGGUUAUUGUUCUAACUUAUGUAAAUGGCAUCAAGGGUAGCUGGGAGGAGUGGUGGACAUAUGAUGGCAUAUCCGGACCAGCAUUUUGGGGCCUUAUUAAUCCACAAUGGAAUAUGUGUAACAAAGGACGUAGACAGUCACCAAUCGACGUGGAACCAGAAAAAUUACUUUAUGAUCCACAUUUGCGAUCUUUACACAUAGAUAAACAUAAGGUCUCGGGUAUGCUACACAAUACGGGUCAGUCCUUGGUCUUCCGUGUCGAUAAGGAUACAAAGCAGCACGUCAACAUCUCUGGAGGGCCACUUGCCUAUCGAUAUCAGUUUGAGGAAAUUUACAUCCAUUACGGAACGGAGAACAGCCAAGGGUCGGAACAUCACAUUCACGGCUAUAGCUUCCCAGCUGAGAUUCAAUUAUACGGAUUCAACAAGGAGCUCUACCACAAUAUGUCCGAAGCGCAGCACAAAUCACAGGGAAUAGUUGGAAUUUCGCUAAUGGUCCAAAUUGGCGAUACACCUAAUCCAGAACUGAGAAUUAUUACAAGUACAUUUAGUAAAGUUUUAUUUCGAGGUUUUUCAACGCCCAUUAGACAUAUUUCACUUCGAUCUCUGUUGCCAAACACUGAACACUACAUGACUUAUGAAGGCUCAACAACGCAUCCAGGAUGCUGGGAGAGUACUGUCUGGAUUAUCAUUAAUAAACCUAUUUAUAUAACUAAACAAGAGCUUUAUCAACUUAGACGACUUAUGCAAGGAUCCGAGCAAACGCCAAAAGCUCCUCUAGGAAAUAAUGCUAGACCACUUCAACAAUUACAUCAUAGAACUAUAAGAACUAAUAUAGACUUUAAAAACAGUAAGAAUCAAAAUUGUCCUACAAUGUAUAAAGACAAAUACUAUCGGGCGAACAAGUGGCCAGUAGACUCUGGAAUCCUAAUGCGGGGACGGGAGCGAAGUCUUUCCGAAAUCGACACCGUGUUCCAUUCAGUGCACUAGUUAAGAAUCGUAACCACCAAACUAUACUAGAAAUUACAAUACUGUAAUCCUCAUAUAUAUAAACAUUAAUACCUAACGAACUAUUCGGCUAUGUCAGUUUCGCUUUGAGUUUUCCAGUAACACAAGCCUAUCGGGUUUUUGAAAACCGCGCAAAUAAGCGCAGCUUUUGUCUUCGUUUAUAAUGAUUGGUAUCCUUUAUGUUUUUAUGUUUCCCAGUAACAAGACCAUAUUACAGCAGCGCUCAUUUGGAGGAAACGCAACAUUCCACGUUAUUCUACUAUAAAUACAAAAGAUAAUUGAAAAGUUAUUGUAAAAUUAUUACCCAGUAAAUUUGACAGGAGUUAUAGACGAAGCAAACCACACUAAACACUUAACAAUGUAACUAUUUCACAAAGGAUUCGACAAGCCAUUGUGAAGGGGCGGACAAUAAAAAUAACAUGCAUACAAAGAAACGAGGAUAUUAUUUAUAUAAACUAUAUUAAGGAAGUACAUAUACAUACAAUUUAAGGAGUAUUCUGUUAAGAUCCAUAGCGAAACCUAAUAUAAAUAUAAGCAUCACUUGUAAACGUUUGAAUGGAGCCAUUUUGAUUUGUGAAUUCAGAUCUUUGUAUCUUUUCUCCGUCUUUAGCUUGGCCUGAAGCUUUCAACGACAAUUUGUAUAGGAAUUGGAAUAAAUUCAAUACUGAUGCAAGUAGUAUACUACGUAUGAAAAACUGGCAGACGCUAGACGACGAAGUUUGAGAUAGAGUUCAUUUUCUGCAUUCUAGAUAGCUGGCCUUUAUUAUAUGCUGAAAAACGGAACAGGUAUGUACUCGUAUGUAUAUAAGACGCGCAACGAAAGCCAGUAAUCUCGAAAAUAUAUUCAAUUUCGCAUUAAAUUCCAAUUCUCAACCGUUCCUUUACAUUGUUAAGAUAAAUUCGGAAAACUGCCGUAAAGGAUUCGGGUUCUGUUAAAAGAAAGAUAAUAUCUCUGCCAAAAAUUAUAGAAAAAAAUCUAUAUCUUCAGAGUUUUGUGUCAAACCAAUUUAAAUAAUUGGAGCCUACGCCUCCACUAGAAAAUUUGUUCAGAAUAUUGAUUUUGAAAAAUGCAAUUAAAUACCGGAGUCAAUUAGUCUCGAACUUAGCUGAAUACUAAACCAUAGGCUUUCAGGCUUCAAAGGAUUACUUGCAAUUAUUCAUCCGGUCCUCCAGUACCUCCGCGAUGAGUUAUUUCUUAUGACUAAUGUAUUGUGGGCGCAUGGGACGUAUUAAUAUGUAUAUAAGCCAUAAUUAUUCAAAAUGGCGCAAUCAUUAAAAACUGCAGUCGCUUCUGUGUAGCCAAUUCUAUAGAGAACCGCAUUCGGUACGCCGAGCAAGGAUGCCGAUUAAAAAAAUUAAAUUAGUUAUGAAAUAUGUAUAAACAACGACACGAUACCCACUGAUACUAAUAUACCAAACGCUAGCGAAUUCUGUUGUUGGUCCGUGCGUCUCUGCUGAUGUUCAACUAAUAUUAAUAUUCGUGUAAAUUUUGUAAAUGAUUGAAAUAUAAAGUAAUUAUAUUUAUAUGAAAUAUGAAAUACGAAAUAUGAAACAACACUAAUAUACGUGCAUAAUGGGAUAUUUUAGUAUAUAGGCAAGUUGAUUAGUUGUAAGUUGAGUAUGAUUUUCGCUGCUAUUGUGUAGCCAAUUGUAUUGAUGAAGAGA
Molecule: messenger RNA, 3615 nt
Organism: Hermetia illucens (black soldier fly)
Lineage: Eukaryota; Metazoa; Arthropoda; Insecta; Diptera; Stratiomyidae
Gene: CARPA
Product: carbonic anhydrase-related protein 10
Exons: 8
Coding region: 916-1932 (338 amino acids)
Molecular function (GO): carbonate dehydratase activity; zinc ion binding
Source: RefSeq, a predicted model, not a curated record